Molecule: messenger RNA, 1800 nt
Organism: Drosophila obscura
Lineage: Eukaryota; Metazoa; Arthropoda; Insecta; Diptera; Drosophilidae
Product: prolyl 4-hydroxylase subunit alpha-1
Exons: 5
Coding region: 53-1639 (528 amino acids)
Biological process (GO): peptidyl-proline hydroxylation to 4-hydroxy-L-proline
Cellular component (GO): endoplasmic reticulum
Molecular function (GO): iron ion binding; L-ascorbic acid binding; procollagen-proline 4-dioxygenase activity
Source: RefSeq, a predicted model, not a curated record
ACAAGAAAUAUCCAUCAGCUACAGUCAGUCCCAGUCGUUCCCUCAUUUCACAAUGUCACAUCGUGUUUGGAGCUGUCUGUCUCUGUGGCUGGUCGUCAUGCUCAUUAUUCGAGCCCGGGCAGAGUUCUACUCGUCUGUGGACACCAUGCAGGAGCUGGCACAACUGGAGUUGGAGCUGCUGAAUGCCACGCGUUCCUAUCUGAUGGCCCAGCAGCAGCAGACUAAUUUAUUCCGCAGAUUUUUAGAACAGCUGAAGCAAGAACAUGACAUGGCCAUGGAUCUGAUAGAUCUCGAUGAGUAUCUGGGGCAUCCACUGCACGCCUUCAGGCUGAUAAAGCGACUGGUCUACGAUUGGGAUGCCUUGCACACUCCGUUGGUGGAAAACAAACCCAGAGAAGACUACCGCCAGGUGGUGGAUAACCUGUCCAAAGAAGUCGGCUUCCCCGAUCUGUCGGAGCUUCAGGGUGCCGUCAAAGGCGUGCUACGACUACAGACGGUCUACAAUUUCACCGCCGCGAACCUGGCCGAUGGCAUCAUCAACGGCUUCUUCUACGACUCCGAAAUGAAUUGGCGAGAGUGCUACGAGAUUGGGGUACAGCUCUUUGAUUUGGGAGAACAUCAGCGCUCCUUGGAGUGGCUCCAAGUUGCGUUCAACCUCCUCCGGACCAGUCCCGAGAUGGGGGAAGAAGGGAAGUCCCAGUUCAUAGCUGACAUCAAGGAAUAUGUGGCCUUGGCAAACUUUGAGCUAGAAAAUCCCAAGCUAGCUGUCAGACUUUUGGAGAAGGUACUGCAAACCGAACCCACGCAUCCCGCACGGCACACACGAAUUUAUAUGGAACACAGGGAUUUGGCGGAGACCAGGCAGCAGAAACAAGAGCCCUCGUGGUUCGCCAACUACACGAGGCUCUGUCAGGGCAGAAGAUUUCCCGAGAAGGGAAAUGGAAUUCCACUACGUUGCUUCCUCGAUGGCAAUAGACACGCGUACUUCACCCUCGCUCCCCUACAGGUGGAGCAGGUGCAUCUGGACCCCGACAUCAACGUGUAUCACGGGAUUCUGAGCCUCGAUCAAAUCGAUUCCAUAUUCGAGGAGGCGGACAAGCUUGAAAUGACACGCUCUGGGGUGGCAGGAACCGGUGGAACGCGAACUGUAGUCGAUCUUCGAGUCAGCCAGCAGACGUGGCUCGACUACGAGAGUCCCAUAAUGAAGUCCAUCGCUCGCCUUGUGGCAUUCAUAUCCGGCUUCGACAUUGCCGGGGCCGAGUCCAUGCAGGUGGCCAACUACGGCGUGGGCGGACAGUACGAGCCCCAUCCGGACUACUUUGAGGUCAACCUACCGACUGAUUACAAAGGAGAUCGCAUCUCCACCAGCAUGUUCUAUCUCUCUGACGUGGAACAGGGCGGCUACACGGUCUUCACCAAGCUAAAUGUCUUCCUGCCUCCCAUCAAGGGUGCUCUGGUCAUGUGGCACAACCUGCAUCGCUCACUGGAAGUGGAUCCGCGCACCUACCAUGCCGGCUGUCCUGUGAUCAUUGGCUCCAAGCGCAUUGGAAACAUUUGGAUGCACUCGGGCUACCAGGAGUUCCGCAGGCCAUGCAACCUCACCUCGGAUAGCUUCAAGUCCGUGGCAUAUCGGGAAUGAGUGGGUUUUCGUCUCUUAAUAAACUAGUAUCUUAUUUUAAUGAGUGUUUGAGUAGUUUUCAGUUUUCAGUCAAAGUUUUUGUAGUGUAAAGAGACUAGAUGGUUCCGCUGAAGACCGCAGGGCCGCACACGAUCCUGAUUGCGCUCGCGGAUCCACACAUU